AUGACAACUAUUUUGUUCACUGGAUUGGUUGUAAAUUUAAUUUCUCUACUGAUAACAAUCCCUGGAUGCACGUUCAUAUUAGUUGUCAAUAUUCUGGACUGGAUGAAGAACAAAAGGCUGGAUAUAAGUGAUCAACUCAUCUCUGGGAUUACUCUAUGUAUCCUUGUUCACAGGCUGCAACAUACAAUCUUCCGCAGCAUGGAAUUCGUAUAUGACUAUUAUAAAAUUAUAAAAUAUAUGCAACUUUCCUAUUUUUCUCUAAUACUCUGCACUUUGCUGUUCUCCACAUGGCUCGCCAUUCAUUUCUGCCUGAAGAUUGUGAACAUCAACAACAAAGUCUACAUUUACAUUCAGCGCAGGUUCUCCAAGAUGUUCCCAUGGAUCCUCCUUCCAUCCAUCUUUGCUUCAGUUACUCUAAGUGCUCCUGCUGCCCUGAGAUUGACACGAGAACAAGUUCUAAACUCUACCCAGACUGCACAGAAUCUAGGCCAUAUAUUCCUAGAAUUUCUUCCUUAUCUUGUGUUUUCGUUUUUGUGUUUUUUACUGUUUUUCAGUUCGGCUCUGAAUAUAAUUUUAUCUCUGCAAAGACAUAUUAAACACAUAAAUGAUAACACCAUAGCAUUAGGAUCUGAGAUAGUAAAAGCUCAUGUCACUGCCGUGAGGACAGUUGUCUCCUUACUUACUUUUAAUCUCUUCUAUUUUGCUUUACUGCUCAUUUCAAUCGUAGCAUUUUUCUAUCAAUUUAAGACAAGAUUUAUCUCUUACUUUUAUGCAUUAUGUCAUAUUUGUGGCGUACCGAUAUUAAUACAAGGAAGCAGCAAGCUACGGAAAAAGUUACAUGCUGUUUGGAUCUGUUUUUCUUCCUUAGACAAGACUUAG
Molecule: messenger RNA, 879 nt
Organism: Bufo gargarizans (Asiatic toad)
Lineage: Eukaryota; Metazoa; Chordata; Amphibia; Anura; Bufonidae
Product: taste receptor type 2 member 40-like
Exons: 1
Coding region: 1-879 (292 amino acids)
Biological process (GO): sensory perception of taste; detection of chemical stimulus involved in sensory perception of bitter taste; G protein-coupled receptor signaling pathway
Cellular component (GO): membrane
Molecular function (GO): bitter taste receptor activity; G protein-coupled receptor activity
Source: RefSeq, a predicted model, not a curated record